Molecule: messenger RNA, 3092 nt
Organism: Oncorhynchus mykiss (rainbow trout)
Lineage: Eukaryota; Metazoa; Chordata; Actinopteri; Salmoniformes; Salmonidae
Product: alpha-(1,3)-fucosyltransferase 7
Cellular component (GO): membrane
Molecular function (GO): alpha-(1->3)-fucosyltransferase activity
Source: RefSeq, a predicted model, not a curated record
AGAAGAGUUUAGAGAAGUGGAACAUAUAAAGUGGGUUUUAGUUCUGUUACAAUACACUAUUGUAUUGGGGAAUCAGGUUGAGAUAGAUGGUUAGUUUCCUCUCUCUGACAUUUCCGCGUACUGAACAAUACAUAACAAUUCAACGUCUAGUCCACAAUUGUUCAAUAUAACGUCAUUGAAACUUUGAUUCGACCCGUGCGUGCCCAGUGGGUCGCUUGAUCUCUUUUCUUCUGAUAAUUUGCUGAACCUAUUUCAUCAUACAACAUAACAUGACUCUAAAAAGGCUGGCUAUAAACUUUUACAUGUGAAACUUGAGAUAUCCAAAAAGGCUACUGUGUCUGAAAACGUUCUCCCUUGCUUAUAAGUUAUGUUUUAAACGGGCAAAUCCCGGUACUUCGCUGAGGUUAAUCAUUAUACACAACGAAAUACAGACUCUGCCAACCUAUUUGUCUUCAUUAUCACUAUGGCCACAGCAGAGUCUGGUAAACAUACCAUUCGACUGAGAGAAAAAGCAGGGCAGGACAGAAAAUGAGAAGAGAGAGAGCGAGAGCGUGUGAGAGAGAGCGAGAGAGCGAGAGAGCGAAGCGAGAGAGACAGAGAGAGAGAGACAGAAAGAGAGAGAGAGAGAGAAAGAGCACAUAGUGCUGCAGUGCCCACAGACCACACAUCCUGAUACAGUUGUCUUUCAAUCAUAACCCAGAGCAGCACAGCCUUUUCACCUCUGCUUUUGGUGGACACUCUCUGAGCAGGGUCCCCAUCAAGGCCUCAGCAAGAACAGACAAGACUGGGACUCCACAUCCACUGACCCACAGCCCACCUUCCCAGUGAAAGAACCCUGAUGACCAACAAGGGUUCAGUUCUACCAUGGGGAUCCCCCUCAUUCUGCUUCAGGCUUUUCUUCUUUGUCACCUGCCUGGUCCCUCUCCUGUACUUUCUGAGUAUGUAUGGGUGGGGUCUAUACUCUGACAGACUCCACAUUGUUACCGGGAACCUCACCAUCCUACUGUGGCAUUGGCCCUUCGGCCCGUCCUACAGCCUGGAGGGAGACGUGUGCUGGGACAGGUACCGUAUCCCUGGCUGCCGCCUGGUGGACCAGCGCUCCCUCUACCCCAGCGCUGACCUGGUGGUCUUCCACCACAGAGAGCUGAUGACGGGCCAGGAGCGGCUGCCCUUCCACCUCCCCCGGGCGAGGCACCAGACGUGGGUCUGGCUUUCCCUGGAGUCCCCUGACAACAAUGGAGACAUGAAGCCCUUCAAUAACGUGUUCAAUUGGACCAUGUCCUACCGCCGUGAUGCCGAUUUCACCAUACCAUAUGGAAAGCUGGUGGCGAAGGACAGAGAUACGGGUAAUUAUAGCAGCACACAGGGCUACAUUCCUAAAAAUAAGUCCCCUCUGGCCUGCUGGGUGGUUAGUCACUACAACCCCCAGCAAAAGAGGAGCUUGGUGUACAAUAGCCUAAAGAAAAGCAUCAAAGUGGAGGUGUAUGGGCAAUUGGAAGGGAGAGUACUGGCCCCCAGCAACUUGCUGCCCACCAUCUCACGCUGCUACUUCUACCUGGCCUUUGAGAACUCCAUCUCCAAAGAUUACAUCACAGAGAAGCUCUGGCGGAACGCUUACCAGGCAGGGGCGGUGCCUGUGGUUCUGGGUCCACCUCCAGAUGACUACAUGGCUGUGGCCCCCCCCAACUCCUUCAUCCACACUGAGGACUUUCCAUCCACUACGGAGCUGGGGAACUUUCUCAGCCAGCUAAUACUGGAUAAGGAGAAAUAUGCUGGGUACUUUGCAUGGCGGCGCAGCCAUCAAGUGAAAUUGUACACAGACUGGAGGGAAAGGCUUUGUAGCAUCUGCUCCCAGUAUCACAUCCUGCCUGCUCAGAAGGUGUACCGCAACCUGGAGGCAUGGGUCAGGUGGGGACACAAAGUCCACUGACAGAGCCUCAAAGGCUUUCUGCAUACCCAAAUGAGCUCCGACUCAAGUGCACUACUUUUGAACAGGGCCCAUAAGUACAUCACCUUGUGAAAAUGCACAGCUUCAGAAGUGUCAGUCAUCUAGAACCAGUGCGUUUCACAUGCAUGGACAUGUUUCAAUGAGUCAGUAAACUACACAUUGAGUAACGGGACUUUCCUGUGUUAUAGUUCCACCCUCUGCCAAUAAGUGUUCCUAUUUUCCUUCCCCACACCCAGCAAAAUAACUUGAGAACUGGCUCUAUGAACAUUUUAAUUGAUAUCACAGUAAGAUGUGUAAAAACAGCAGAAGUUAAGUAAUAUGUUACAGUACCAACGCAUACUCAGUGCAGAAGGUACAGGAAAUAUACCAAUCCAAACAUUUAACGACACUUAUUUAUAAUGCGUGGAUAUGAUAUGACAUUGACAAGACUUAUUGCAAGGCGUUCACUAUAAAGCAUUAGAACACCCACAAGGUAAAAACCUUAACUGUGAGAACAAAACGUAAAAUUGUCAACUUGGAAUAAAUUGCAACUACACAGGAGGUUGGAAUGGAAAAUGUACAGGUAACAUCUUCAGGUUUCCCCAGAGAAUUAGCCAGUUUCAAUAAAUUAUCAAAUAUGCUUUCAAUUAUAAACAUGGGAUUGUGUAAAAACAUGUCACAAGAGAGCAGAGUCACAAGAGGAAAUUACUUUAAAUACACAUGAAGGCACGAGAUUGUGACAUGGCCAUUUUAGAAAGGCCCGAUCAAAGCAACUAUUAUAGGAUUGAGGAAGUCAGUGAAACAGUUUAGGUCACUGACGAUCACAUUAACAAGAAAAACUGGUUGAGGGGCAGUACUCAAUGCCCCACUCGACAGACAUCCUGCCGUUUGUCCCCUUGGUGCAACAUGAACUACGGUUCCAGUUUUAAAAUAAAUCACUUCAGUUAGUGUGCAACAGAUGAAAAAUACAUUCAUGGGUAACAAAACAUACCAGAAUUCUCAGCAACACAAGUAAACUGUAUUUGUGUCAUACUUCCACUAUGAAAGUACUCCUGAGCAAGACAAAUACUUAUAGAAACUCUAGAUAAGAAAACUGUCACCUGAAAAUAGCUAACCGCUGGAGGAUAAGACGGAACAAAGAUAUUCAAGAUAAACAAAAUAUUUU